AUGGCCCCAAAUAAACAUCCCAACGGCCAGCAGGCCAAACCCUUCACCCCCACAAUGAGUUCUACAUUUCGAGCCACAAAGAACCCUUUGACUCCUAAACUUGCGGGCUAUACUCCCACCCGCACUGCUCGCAAAACCGUGGAAACACAGUCUAGCCAGCAACAGAGAAAUGGAAUCUCCCGCGCCUCAGCUUUGAACUUAACGCCCUCUCUUGUGAGCGACAAUGUUACCCCCAAAUCGGCUUUCCGACUAGCCCGACGAGACGGAAGUUCUGCAGCGGAAACGGAAACGUCUCCGGCCUUACAAUAUCCCCCAUGUACAGCUACCAACUACGCCCCGCAAGUUGUCUCACCAGUCGACGAAAUUCCAAAGCGCAAUAACCCCACUGUAUCGAUAGCUCGGUUAGCGAGAGCGAGGAGUGUCGCAAACGAGACGCAGUUCGUUGCAUCGACUUCCCGCCCUACCUCAUCAUGUGGUAGUUCCGCAAACUCUUCCAUGUUUUUCCAUGUGAACGAUACUCGAUCCCCGCCGUCCCCACGCGAUCUUGACACCAGACCAGGGUCUCUACAGAAACAAAAUGCACCAACUACCUUUCUUUAUGCCGACGGGACCAUUUCCGAUAACUCCCAUCGGGAAGGUCCAAAACCGGCUACCCCAUCAGAAAAGGCACCCCGCGUUUCCUCGCUCAGACCGCCGGACCUCGUAUUUCCUCCACAAUCGAAACAGCCCUAUACACCACCACCCACAUUAACCAGAGAUUCCCAAAUAAUCCGACAUGACCGAAUGCCUGCAAGCUCUCAUUCCACACCAAGUCCGAUCGUUGACGCCCGACGAGACCAACAGUCACUAACCCAACAUGAAUAUCCCGCCAUGUCCUUAGAUAGCAUCAGGCGUUCUUCCCAUUCAAAAUCUACAAGUAUGGACACGUCGGAAUAUGGGAGACGUCAUAAACAGGAUUUGGUGGCACAUUUUGGCGGAAUCCCGCAUCUCGCAUCGACUAGCCACCAGCCUUCGCAAAAUGUGAACCAACAUGACGCCAAUUCGAGGAUUGUCAGCACUGGCUCUUCAAUAUCUGUGGAUACCAUUUGUCCUUCCCUCUCCGACAAUCAUAGCCCAGUCAAGGAGGACCUGCCUCACAAUGCUGAUAUAGAUAAAAUGAAUGAACUGGCAUCAAAUGCUCGCCGAGAGCGCAAGGUCCUUGAUCUUGAGAUCAGUAAUUCAUCCUUGUUGGCAAUCAACCGUACUCUUGAACGGGAAUUGAGGAAGCAGAGUGCAGAGCUACGCCGCUACAGGCGGCUGACCCGAUCUGGCUGCCUUUCCAUGACGGAGUCUAUUUCGUCAACCCUUGGACGACCGCGCUCUAGUAUUAGCGCAACAGACGACGAUCGCAGUGAGAACUCAGAUGAGGACCUUUUAAGCUCCAGCGACGAAGAAUCAACACAUUCCCAUACCUGGACUGCAAACAUAAAUCACACAACCGAACACGACUUAAAACAUCGAAUUGGAGAUGAGAAACGUUUUUUACUUGACCUGACAAAACAUCGACAACUUCUUAUCGACAGCCAGCAGAUGAAUCAAAGUAUCAGGCGCUGCCUGGGGUGGACUGAUAGUCUAAUCCAAGAAGCCAAAAAGGCACUGGACUAUCAUGUCCGUGUCAGCGACAUUGAUAUUGGGGGCAGAGUUCUUGCGCCCGAUGAGCUAGAAGGCGAAACAGAAGGUAGCCGUGGCCUGCUCAGCCCAACAUCUGUGGUAGCUGAACUAUAUUCCCCACCGAUGGCCAAGCACCCCACUCCUUCUGAUAUCAGGCUAUCGGACUAA
Molecule: messenger RNA, 1818 nt
Organism: Histoplasma mississippiense
Lineage: Eukaryota; Fungi; Ascomycota; Eurotiomycetes; Onygenales; Ajellomycetaceae
Exons: 1
Coding region: 1-1818 (605 amino acids)
Source: RefSeq, a predicted model, not a curated record